AUGGAAGGCUAUGCCUCUAGUAAUGUAGGAUAUGGCUUUGAUUGUGAAGAAGGCUAUGGGAAAGAUGGUGCAACAUAUGACCAUGAUGAGUAUGGGAAUUAUGGAGACGACAAUGGUCAGUUUGAUCAUGACCCAUAUGAUGGCGAGCCUUACUACUCCGGGGAUGAGUAUAAGACAAGUGGAUCUCAUGGGUCUUAUGAAGAUGAUGAAGGAGUAGAGGAGCUUGAUAAGGAGUCCUAUGGUGAAGAUGAGAGCUAUGAAGAGCCUCAUGCUACACACUAUAGAUAUGGAGACGACUUGAGGUAUGUUCCUUCCUCACACUUACGUUAUGAACCACUUGGUGGAAACUUGUGUGAAUUGGGAAGUUGUGAUGAAUAUGAACCUUAUGAUUAUGUGCUUUAUGGUGAAUAUGUCCGUGAAGAUAGUGAAUUUGAACAUGGCCCUUCUGAGGAACUUUUAGCAGGUAUUCACGCACAUUGA
This is a messenger RNA of Lycium ferocissimum, 480 nucleotides long. RefSeq lists its product as uncharacterized. NCBI's taxonomy places the organism in Eukaryota, Viridiplantae, Streptophyta, Magnoliopsida, Solanales, Solanaceae. Bases 1 to 480 code for a protein of 159 amino acids. The record is from RefSeq and is a predicted model, not a curated record. The transcript has a single exon.